Schistosoma intercalatum is the source of this 1663-nucleotide messenger RNA. The record is from the annotation of a GenBank genome assembly. NCBI's taxonomy places the organism in Eukaryota, Metazoa, Platyhelminthes, Trematoda, Strigeidida, Schistosomatidae.
UGUGUUGUGUUUGGUUUCGGUGGUAAGCACUUAUGUUCCGUUUUAAUGUCCUCCUAGAGAUACGUAUCUCAAGAUCGACAGUCUAAUCUCUGCAUAAAUCCACCCUAUAUAGUCUACUUCCCGCUUAUAUAAACGGGAAGUGAUACAUAUGUAUCACUGACAUUUAAGUAUCAGUCGUGUGCACACGACAAUGAUUCUGGUGUAACUGACAGAUAUGACAGUCUUCGAUCGAUAUUUGGCAAGGAAUAUAAGCAUUAACUUGUUAGUUUUACGCUUUUCUUGGACUUAGCUGAUGAUUAAGAACUUCGUCUUAGCUGCCAAUUUCGGGGAAAAUUUGGCACAUUUUGGGGAAGCCGCUAUAGUAAACUUUGGGGAAAUGGCACAAAACCCCCCAAAUUCCCUUUUAACCUUGGCGAAGGUCAUUUGACUUCAGCAGUUUCCCUAAAAGUUCCCCAAAAUUGGAAGCUCGGGUCUGUUCUAAAUGAAAUACUUGCUCUUAUCAACAUUUGACAUGCCUGUAGGCAUGUCUCGAUUGUCACAAAGCAGCAGAUUCAAAUGGAAUAUUCAAAUGAUAGUAUGAGAAAAUGUUCGAAAACACCCGGGGAAGCCACAUAUCCCCAUUAUCAGUGACGGGUGUGAUUUUGUUCAGUGAAACAUCAAAAACAUUCACAAUGUCUGAGCUCCGCGUCGCUGAAAUAUCUGAAGAUACUGCAGAUAACCUAAAAAAGUUCAAAUUUCGAAAAUCCCAGAACACAGUUGCCCUCAUAUUGAAAAUUGAUAAAGAAGCUUUGAAAAUCGAACCAGAACAAAUACUUGAAGAUAUUACACUUAACAAUCUCAAAGAUUCUUUACCGUACCAUCAACCAAGAUAUAUUCUUUUAAGUUACCGUUAUGAAAAGGAGGAUGGUCGAGUAACAUUUCCAUACUGUCUAUUAUUUUCAACUCCAAUGGGAAACUAAAUUGUCUUCUACAGAAUCAGAAAUGCGACUUGUGUCAAAGCAUCAUUCUAAUUACUUCAUUGCCUACUUUACUAACUAACUUGUCAAAGAAUAACUAAGAUGUAUCUAUCUCUCGGUCCUGGGGUCUGGACACGUAAUCCAGGUAUUCCAGCAUUACACUGGGGUAAAAGAGAGCCGAGUUCAUAACACAUAUCCUGAAUACUACAUUCGUUCAGACUUAAUCACUUUCACCGUGUACCUGCAGAAAUCUUGGGAUAGUGUUCUUGUCGAGCUACAAUUGUGCCGACAGGCUUCAAGAAGCACUUGCUUUACUACAACCACACAUGGGAUCCCUAGAAAUAUUUGCUUUAAAUUUUUGUGGCUGUCUCUCAUUAUUAUGGGCUUUAGAGAUCAGUGAUGCUAAAGGAUGGGUCAGUUAAAAGGACCUAAAGAUACUAUAUAUAUAGUUUAUCCGUUUGGAUAGAAUAUUGAUUUAAGCCUACACAUUAUUAAAAACUUUAUAGGUUCUGCUACUAACCUGAAGAUGAUGUAUACCACAAGUCUUACAAAUCUGAUGCAUAAAAGCGGAGUUACGAAGGUUUUUGAGCUCAGAGACCUGGAAGAACUUUCGGAUGAAUGGUUACAAGAAAACCUGGAUCGCACAACCUGAGUUAAUAAAUUGACCUUUAGAUCCAAUUUUGUUAAUUUUUUUACAUAAAUUGAAA